Messenger RNA from Oncorhynchus gorbuscha (pink salmon), 4610 nucleotides. It is a transcript of the gene prdm11, whose product is annotated as PR domain containing 11. Gene Ontology annotation, molecular function: protein binding. The transcript has 8 exons. The coding region runs from base 190 to 3636 and encodes 1148 amino acids. NCBI's taxonomy places the organism in Eukaryota, Metazoa, Chordata, Actinopteri, Salmoniformes, Salmonidae. The record is from RefSeq and is a predicted model, not a curated record.
GAUGGUGGUCAAAGCCGAGAGAAGCGGUUGACUCGUAGCAAUUAUUUCUAAUAAACACUGCAUUGCCCUGGACUAGUGAAAUCAAAGAGUGGCGGUCCAUCAACGGCGAGGAUUACAGAGGCUUGAGUUGGGGUCGGGGGAUUACGUGUUCAUCGCAGACCGUCCGAAGCACUGCAGUUUCGUGUUAAGAUGAAUUAUGUGGGACUGAAUUUGCACUCAGUGGGCCCACUUCCCUCCACAAUGGCAGCAUCUUCUGCCUAUCAAACCGAGCCAUCCUCAGAAGCCAGGCCCUACAGCAGCACCAGCCUAAUCAAAGACGAGUGUGAGUCCGAGGAACCAAGCAAGAAACUCAAGGUUGAUCACGAGCACGGUGCCAGUGAGAGCCACCAAAAAGUAGACUUCUGGUUCUGUGAGGAGUGCAAAGAGUAUUUCUUGGAGGAAUGCCCAAACCAUGGUCCUCCGGUCUUUGUGCCAGACACACCAGUGGCACUGGGGGUGCCCAACCGGGCUUCCCUCACAGUGCCCUCAGGAAUAGAGCUCGUCCGGGACGAGGAGGAGGUGGAUGUGUGCUGCAUAGAUGCGGGCAUCCCCAAGGGGGCGCUCUUUGGCCCGUAUCAAGGGGAGUUGGUGUCUAAGGACUAUUCCUCAGGGUUUUUCUCUUGGAUGAUCGUUGAUGAGAACAACACAUACAAAUCCAUUGAUGGCAGUGAUGAAACUAAAGCCAACUGGAUGAGGUAUAUACGUAAUUCGUCGGAUGAGAAUGAGAGGAACAUGACUGCCUUCCAGCAUGGAGAACAUAUAUAUUUCCGUGUGUGUCGGCAGUUGUCAGCAGGAGAGAAGCUCCGCGUGUGGUACAGCGAUGACUACAUGAGGCGGCUACACAGUGUCUCGCAGGACAGUAUUGGCCACAACCUGGACACAGGCCUGUUGACUGUUGGGAAAUCCGAGGCCCGGGAGGAGACCAAAGGACCUGUGCUCAGGUCGGCUCUGCAUGGCAGGUGCAGCCUCAGCAAGCACACCAGCGAGGAGGGGGACGGCCAACCACAGGCCAAGAAGAAAAAGAUCGACCUCAUCUUUAAAGAUGUCCUGGAAGCCUCUCUGGAGGCCUCCAAGAGCCAGGAAAACCCCCUGAACAGCACCUUCUCCAUGAGGCGGACCAGAGCUCAGCGCGUCACGCUCACUUCCCAGAGAGGGGAGUCCUAUCUGGCCCAGGAGGAAUGCAAAGUGACUAGUCUGGGUCUCUACCCAUCAGAGCACCUAGAGGGGGGCUUUAAUGUUCGGUGUCUGAAGAUGGAGGAUUCCGAAGAUGACCCUGGUCAGAUUCAUGAGGAGCCUUCUACCUCGUUCUGCCCCAACUGUGUGAAGCUGAAGAGGAGGAUUCGGGAGCUGGAGGCAGAGGUGAUUCGUCUGAGGGGAGGAAACCAGGUGGAGGUACCACCCCACCCUGAGCUGGCACCAAUAGAUGAGCUCCAAGCAGCUGAGGCCAUGACCCCUAUUCCCGUGGUGCUGGAUGAGGAUGAUCAGGAUGUGGACUCUGCAGAUGAGUCCAUCACUGCUGACCUCAUGGUGGCUGCUGAAGACUCCUCCAAGCUGUUGGCUGGGCCUGGCCGACGUAUACGCCGCUUCAAGCAGGAAUGGCUCAAGAAGUUCUGGUUCCUGCGUUACUCGCCAACACUCAACGAGAUGUGGUGUCAUGUCUGCCGCCAGUAUACCGUCCAGUCCUCACGCACCUCCGCCUUCAUCAUCGGCUCCAAGCAGUUCAAGAUCCACACUAUCAAGCUGCACAGCCAAAGCAACCUGCACAAAAAGUGCCUGCAGCUAUACAAGCUUCGGAUGCACCCGGAGAAGACCGAGGAGAUGUGUCGUAACAUGAUGCUGCUGUUCAAUGCUGCUUACCACCUGGCACUGGAGGGCCGACCCUUCUCAGACCUGCGAGCGCUGGCUGAGUUGCUCAAGAAGUGCGAGCUCAAGGUGGUCGACCAGUACAUGAACGAAGGUGACUGCCAGAUCCUCAUCCACCAUAUCGCCAGGGCACUUAAGGAAGACCUGGCGGAGAGGAUACGCCUGUCGCCCUUCCUCAGUGUCAUCAUGGAUGGGCAAAACGAUGACUUGCUGUCAGACACCGUUGCCGUCUAUGUGCAGUUUACCACCAGCGAAGGACCCCCUGCCACAGAGUUCCUCUCCCUACAGAGGCUAAGUGUUGGCAGUGUGGAUGGCUACCUCCAGGCCAUUGAUCGGGCCUUUGCUGUGCUUGGUCUGAAGCUUCAGGACAUGCUGGUGGCCGGUCUGGGGGUCGAUGGCUCCAACAUCUCCUCUAGUUUGAGAGCAAAUCUGUACAUUGCGGUACGGAAGAAGCUCCCCUGGAUCCUCUGCUUGCCGGUCAUGAUCCAUCGUCCUCACCUGGAGGUGCUGGAUGCCAUCAGUGGGAAGGAGCUGUCCUGCCUGGAGGACCUUGAAAACAACCUGAAGCAGCUGCUGAGCUUCUACCGGUACUCCCCUCGCAUGAUGGCCGAGCUCAGGUCUACCGCCCCCACGCUGUCUGAGGAGACAGAGUUCCUGGGAGAUAUACGAGCCGUCAGCUGGAUUAUAGGAGAGCCAAACGUCCUGAAUGCCCUUAUCAAAGAUUACCUGGAGGUGGUGGCACACCUCAAGGACAUCAGCGGCCAAACGCAGAGGGCAGAUGCAGCUGCCAUCGCCUUGACCCUGCUUCAAUUCCUCAUGGAUUACCAGUCUGUCAAGCUAAUAUACUUUCUCCUGGAUGUCAUCGCUGUUCUUUCGCGUCUGGCCUUCAUCUUUCAGGGGGACUACCUGCUGGUGUCUCAGGUAGACGCUAAGAUUGAAGAGGCCAUCCAUGAGAUCGGUCAGCUGGUGGACUGCCCUGGGGAGUAUCUGCAGGAGUUUGAGGAGAACUUUCGCGAAAGCUUCAAUGGCGUAGACCUGAAUAACUUGCGCGUCGCCGAGUCCAAGUUCCAAUCCAUCCGUGAAAAGAUCUGCCAGAAGAGCCAGGGAAUCUUGUCCCAGCGACUUGACAUGCACAGCCGCACGGUGGUCAAGGCGUGCCGUGUGCUUGACCUCACCACCUGGCCACGCAACAGGGAUGACCUACGAGCCUUUGGGGAGGAAGAGAUCCUGCUCAUUUUUGACCACCUUGAAGCGAUCCCCUCGGCUGUCCGGGAGACGUCGCGGGACAGAACUGACGCUCGGGGCAGCCUGCUGGUGGAGUGGAGGGACCUCAAAGCCGACUACUACAGCAUGAAUGGCUUCAAGGAGGUGGUCAGUCAAAUCUCCAGGCACAAGCAGCGCUUCCCUCUGCUUAACCGCAUACUCCAAGUUGUCAGGGUCUUGCCCACUUCCACCACCUGCUGUGACAAGGGCCGUGGGUCCCUGCAGAAAGUGCGCAAGAACAACCGCUCAAGGCUGACGCUGGACCAGAUGAAUGACCUACUGACCCUUGCAGUCAACGGGCCGCCAAUAGCAAACUUCGAUGGCAAGCGACCAUUGGACAGCUGGUUUGAGGAGAAGUCUGGCAACAGCUAUUCACUCUCAGCCGAAAUGCUGAAUAGAAUGUCGGCUAAUGAACAAAAGUAUGUUCUGCACAGCAUGGAUGUGAACACAGAGUUCUACCCUGAUAUUUGACUGAUGAGAGCCAUGGCUUUACUUCACUUUAUUCCAAAAGCCAUCCCGGGGGAGGGGUGAUCUGGGCUAUAAUGUGAUUGGCCAUACAAGUGUGCAAUGGCCCUGCUGCUAAAAUGGCCUGAUCAGCAUCACUUUAGAAAAUGGAAACCUUAGCUAGUAGAAUCUGUUGAGCACACAUUUAUGUCAAGCUCAGGAGGCAAAGUUGGUCUUAAAAGGCAAGACAGGAAACCUGACUUAGUGAAAACAAUCAGUUUGUAUGGGUGUUGAAUUUAAGUAUGUGUAACAUAUAGCACUUAUGUAGAGCAUGUGCUGAUGAUCACUGGUAUCAACUCUGUUAGAAAUGGCCAUUAUCAUUUAGUGGGGCUUUUAAAAUCUGCAGUCAACACCAUUAUUUGGAAAAUGCCAUAGGUUAAUAGCUCAAGUAUACAUUUUUUGUAACAAUGCAAAUGAUUUCUCUUUCAAACAAGUCUUUGAUUUCUAUACAUUUACGGUUUAUUUUAAAAGUAGUAAAUGUUUGGUUCAAAUGACAUUUGUAUGAAAUUGUGCCAUAACAGCAUAUUGCAAGGUGAUAAAGUCUUGAUAAAGUGAAAGUUCACAAAUAACCAAGGUGCUAUGCCACACAUCGUCACAAGAGAUUAUAUGGUUUAAGUGUUUUUUUGUACAGGUAUAUACUGCUGUGGUGAUUGAUAUUUCUUUUGUGGCUUUUAUAGGUCUUAAAAGAUUCCAUCGGGGGGAAUGUAUUUUUUUUUUUAUUGCCUAAACAAAUGUAGGUCAAUUAUUCAUUAUGAAGCAGGUAGUUUGGAUGCUGAUUGGAUGAAAGGCGUGAUAUAUCAGACAUUAAACUGGGAGGUUCGAGCCCUGAAUGCUGAUUGGCUGACAGCCGUGGUAUAUUAGACCGUAUACCACGGGUAUGACAAAUCAUUUAUUUUUACUGCUCUAAUUACGUUGGUAGCCAGUUUAUAAUGGCAAUAAGG